Messenger RNA from Cercospora beticola, 909 nucleotides. RefSeq lists its product as uncharacterized. The record is from RefSeq and is a predicted model, not a curated record. NCBI's taxonomy places the organism in Eukaryota, Fungi, Ascomycota, Dothideomycetes, Mycosphaerellales, Mycosphaerellaceae.
AUGGAGGCCUUCGAAGUCAGAAAGCGCAGAGCUUUGACUCCUGGUCUUUGCACUCGCGUUGCAGCAGUCCGCAGGCAAUCCGAUGCGGCUGUGGCCUCACGCCGACCUGUGACUGACGCAGAGGAAAUUGAUGACAACCUGAGCACAACCUGGGACCAACCUCAGGGCUGCCCUGGGGUCGCUCUCAGGUUGUCAUCAGGUCGCGUUCAAGUGAGCGACAAUCUUCACCUCGGAAUCGGGACGUACCUCAGUGCAGGUAGUGGUGUCCAGGUACCCUCCCACAAUGGUAACUCCGGCGCAACCACAUCUUCAAGCGAAUCAAGAUCUGGCACACCGAAACUUAACCACAUCUUGUCGGGUGGACAAUUGUCUUUCGGUCUGCUCGGGCCGCGCAACUCACACAUUCGGAGGGCUGUGCUUGCAAAUUCGAUGCUCAAGAUUCAACUGAUCACCACUCGGCCUAAGAUGAAGUUCACGACGCUAUCCACCCUGGCCCUUGCCGUAUUCACCACCUCAUCAUCAGCGCGUGGCAAGAAGAAAGUCUACACAGCGCCAUUCAAUGAUGGCAACUCAACAAAGCUCAUACCGUGCAUGAACGAGAUUAAAGCAAUAUUGGACGCUCGUCCUCACGCACACCGCCACGUAGGCUACCGAUGCGGUGACUCCUGGUUCCAAUUUGGCGCCGAUGAGGAGAAUCCUUACGGAAAUUCGAACUUGAAGGUCUUCGAGAUGUGUAACCCGGACAUGGAAGAAGCGGUAUACUCUGCCAAGGAGUGGUUCGCGUGCUAUGUCACGGAUGCCUGGGCGAAGAGGAUCAUAGCAUACUCACCUUUCGGGUUCCAGGCGUGCAGCUCAAACAAGACGUACGAUCAUGCGCCGUGUAAGGUGGAGUGGACGGACGAUAACUGA